This is a messenger RNA of Exaiptasia diaphana, 816 nucleotides long. RefSeq lists its product as uncharacterized. NCBI's taxonomy places the organism in Eukaryota, Metazoa, Cnidaria, Anthozoa, Actiniaria, Aiptasiidae. The record is from RefSeq and is a predicted model, not a curated record. The transcript is spliced from 3 exons. The annotation marks the transcript as partial.
AGUCCCUUCGUUCCGCAAUAUGCCCAAUAUAAGUUUCCUUGAAUUUUGAGUUUUUGUAAUCCGCCUUGCCUCCUCAAAUCAUCAAUGGCUGAUGAMCAAGAUAUCGGACUUUCGGUAGACUUAAAAGCGAAACUUCACAUUGAAAAAGUCCGUGAUCCCCGGCCGUCAAAGUGGCUAAUUGUCCUUAAAUGGCUGUUUGGAAUAUUCCUCUCGUUCAUGGUCCUAACKAGUGUUAUUGCCAGCAAGCUGUCGUUGUUAUCUAUUGGUACUUUCUACAACAGCACUCGCAGUGGCUGCACUAAUAAYUCUGAUGUUGAUCACUCCAAAGAAACAACGUUUAUAAUGAUGGUAUUGAUUCUAAUGAUUCCUCAGUUUAUGUCACUACUACGAGCUGGUUGGGAAAGCUUGGGCAGUGAAAUUCAUCCAUGGCCAACAAACUCAGCAAAACUCUGGGCUGUAUUCGCUGCGCUGCUUGAGGUGAUUGGAUUGUCAUUCUUUAUUGUUGUUGUGGUCCUCAAAACAACUUUGUCAGCRGCCCACUGYGUGGUGAUUAUGAACUGCGUUUUUCUAUUCCCCAUAAUCUGUCAAGUCUUCAGAAUCAAAACACUUUUCAGAACYAGUAAAAUACCAGGKUUGCUUCUUGUUGCGUCUCUCAUCCUGGAAAUAGUUGGGAUUGUUUUGCUCUCCUAUGAUGUCAUUACAAAAAAGAGCAUCAAUAUUCAGGAAGCUGUUGGAAUUCCAAUUUCUCUUCUUUUCGUGUCUUUAGCUUGGAGUAACAAAAUGCAAAGACUUCAGAUUGAGCCAACUGUUAAGGAA